Parathielavia appendiculata is the source of this 3132-nucleotide messenger RNA. Its product is annotated as P-loop containing nucleoside triphosphate hydrolase protein. Gene Ontology annotation, molecular function: double-stranded RNA binding; ATP binding; helicase activity. NCBI's taxonomy places the organism in Eukaryota, Fungi, Ascomycota, Sordariomycetes, Sordariales, Chaetomiaceae. Gene Ontology annotation, biological process: positive regulation of transcription by RNA polymerase I. Bases 288 to 2909 code for a protein of 873 amino acids. The record is from RefSeq and is a predicted model, not a curated record. Gene Ontology annotation, cellular component: nucleolus; intracellular anatomical structure. The transcript has 6 exons.
UUUGUUUUUACAGCUUCACUGUUCAACGGCUGGCCCGGGUCAAACCCCCUGCCAUGAUUGUGGUAAUCCCUUAGUUAAGGGGCCAUGGCAGCGAAAGUGAGUGGGUUUUUGAAAGCCUUUGUAAUUUAUUUACGGUAUCGCUUGGUGUGUUACUGUAUUGUACACGUUAUGCUGGCGCGGGCCUCUUUACCGCAUCUGUACUUCGUAACAAAACUCUUUGCAGACUCCCCCGUUUCGAAUUCAUUCCAGAAAUCCGACAAAACUGCGGCCCAGAAGCUUGAGGACUCAUGGCGAAAAAGAGGAAGGGCGAUGACGACCCAGGCGUUCUCAGAAUUGGCAAUAAAACGAUAUCCCUGGACGGAUAUUUGUGCAAAAAAACGAAGACUGAUACCAGCUCGUCGGCGCCAAAUAACGAAGAUCCAAACCAUCAACAGUCAACGCUAGUGCCACUACCACACUCCCUAAACUCAAUUCCUCGAGGUGAGGGCGAGGGUUCUGCGAGGUCUGCGCAUUCACGACCGCCAGCGGGUGAUCCUCAAUAUUUCAGUGCCCGGCAAGCCCUGCCAUUAUGGACGCGACAAGAUGAUAUCCGCCGUAUUCUGCGACAGAAGGAUGUCCUCAUCCUCGUGGGCGAAACAGGCUCUGGCAAGAGCACCCAGGUGCCGCAAUUCCUCUACCAAGAAAGGUGGUGUCAGAAGAGGAGGGUGAAGGUCAAGGCCGGCGAGGGUGUUCAAGAAGUCAGCGUGGGAGGCAUGAUUGCCAUCACUCAGCCGCGGCGGGUCGCGGCGACGACGCUUGCUCAUCGUGUUUCGCGAGAAGCGGGCACACCGCUCGAUGGGCAAAAAGAGGGCGAGAGCAGCAACGGCCGUGUCUCGAAGGGUCUUGUGGGCUACUCGGUCCGCUUCGACCACCGUGUUCCCCCCGGAACCAGGAUCAAGUUUCUGACGGAAGGCAUGCUUCUUCAAGAAUUGCUUCGCGACCCUCAUCUCAGGCAGUACAGCGCCAUCAUCGUGGACGAGAUCCAUGAGCGGAGUGUGGAUGUUGAUCUGCUUUCUGGGUUUCUCAAACAAAUCAUUUCGGGAAACAAGGCUGGUCGUGGCGGGAUCCCGCUAAAAGUGGUCAUCAUGAGCGCUACAGCUAACGUUGAGAGCAUCAAGCGCUUCUUCUCUGAGACGAAACCUGAGAACCCUGCCCCUGCGCCCACGUCGGAAACCUCGGUUGAGUCUCUGCAAGUCGAAGGGCGGCAAUUUCCUGUUGACAUUGUCCAUACGCCAAAACCAGUUCCAGAUAUCCAGGAGACUCUUCUCAAGACGAUAUUCAAGCUACACACCGAAGAGGCUCUUUCGGACAGACAUGGCAGAAAAGACAUCCUGGCUUUCCUCACCGGCCAGGAGGAGAUCGAAUCGGCUCAGAGACUUAUCGAAGAAUACGCUUCAACGCUUGACCCCAAGCUGCCAAAGAUCAAAGUCUUCCCUCUGUUUGGCCAGCUCUCCAUAGAGGCUCAACACGAAGCCUUUCAGCCGGUCAAAGGGAGCUUUACGAGGAAAGUCGUCCUGGCUACCAACAUCGCCGAGACAUCUGUCACUGUCCCUGGGGUGCGCUACGUCAUUGACUGCGGGAAGUCGAAGGUGAAGCAGUUUCGGCCGAGGCUGGGCAUGGAAUCUUUGCUGGCAAAACCUAUCUCGCAGUCAUCUGCCGUCCAGAGGGCUGGCCGAGCAGGUCGUGAAGGGCCGGGCAAGUGCUUCAGACUUUAUACCAAGGAGACGUACGAGACGUUACCAAAGACGGACCUUCCGGAAAUCUUGCGAACCGACAUUCUGAGCGCCAUUCUAACCAUGAAAGCGAAGGGGAUUGACGACGUCCUGUCUUUCCCUCUGAUGGACCCACCAGAAGUUGAGUCUGUCGAAAAGGCUCUAUUACACCUUCACAUUCUCGGCGCUCUCGGUGACGACGGGUCUAUCACGGAAACGGGGCGCAAGAUGGUGGCCUUCCCCGUCACGCCGCCCUAUGCUCGAGUGCUUCUGGCCGCGGCGGAUCACAAAUACGACUGCUUGCUGGAGGCGAUCGAUAUCAUCUCUUGCAUCACAGCUGGCGAGGACAUUUUCCUUCAACUCCGGUCGGAAGAGACGAAAGAGGAAGUCGAGGAGUACCGCAAAGAGCUCUCCCGUCGCGAAGGAGACCUUCUGACAUACCUGACGACAAUGCAACUCUAUGCAGCCGAGAAUGCCGACCGAGUGCAGUGGUGCAAGAACCGCAAGAUCAACAUUAGAAACAUGAAACAAGCGUGGAACAUCCGGAAGCAACUUCGAGGCCUGUGUGUGCGACAGGGCAUGAUGGAGCAGCCACUGCCGGAUCCCCAACCGUUCAUGCCAACCUCGCCCGACCAGGCAGCUGUCAUUCUCAAGUGCUUCCUAAAGGGAUUCGCGCUAAAGACGGCCAUGCUGGCGCCGGAUAACAGCUACGUCACUUCUCAUGGCAAACACAUUGUGGCGAUACAUCCCUCAAGCGUUUUGCACGGGCAGAAGAAGGAGGCCAUCAUGUUCCUUGAGCAUGUGUAUACCCAGAAAAAUUACGCAAAGAAGAUACGUUCAGUUAGUAGCUCUACAGGCGGCAUCUCAGAGUCUGUUCCCACACAAGCACCAACUCGCAUAUUGCUUCCUACAUUAAGAGACUCAUCAUGCCAAAUAUCGAUUUACCAGACGUGGGAUUAUCUGGGCUUCUAUUGGAAGUCAGCACCUUCUCUAUCUCACCAUGAGACCAUCCCUCCGUCUCUUGGCCUCGGCCAUGUCCACAACAAAGGGCCUGACACCCGGCCCAAUGGCGCUCCUCCCACCGAUCUACCUCUAUCGGCGUCUCCUCCGGGCCCACAGGAAACACCUCGAUCCCGAAGAGCGACUGCUGGGCGAUGACUCUAUGCGCAGGACAUUGAGGGCGAUUCGUGGCGGGGGCGGAAGCUUGAUGAGGCCAAAAUUGAGAAGAUGAAUGAGCAACUGGCCCAGUUGUACGAACUGAUGAAGACGAUACAGAAGCGCGGCACAGAGGGGCAUGAGUCAGAAUAACAGUCUUGAGGGAAUGAGUUCUGGAGCAUUGUAUGACGGGGUACAUCCAUUGUCCGGCCAUUUAAUGUUAAAC